Messenger RNA from Oncorhynchus keta (chum salmon), 6358 nucleotides. RefSeq names its product zinc finger protein 319-like. Gene Ontology annotation, biological process: regulation of transcription by RNA polymerase II. Gene Ontology annotation, molecular function: DNA-binding transcription factor activity, RNA polymerase II-specific; RNA polymerase II transcription regulatory region sequence-specific DNA binding. The transcript has 4 exons. The record is from RefSeq and is a predicted model, not a curated record. Gene Ontology annotation, cellular component: nucleus. The coding region runs from base 1331 to 3064 and encodes 577 amino acids. NCBI's taxonomy places the organism in Eukaryota, Metazoa, Chordata, Actinopteri, Salmoniformes, Salmonidae.
UGUAAGGUAGUAACACAAACUGGCCACAUCAGGGACAUUAGCGCAAUAUACAAUCAUUUAAAUAUGGAUAAAUAAUUCAACAUGCCAUUUUAACAUGAUAGUAUAUGUUUCCCACUCAAACUAUUGAAACAACGACAGCUAUGUCUCACUCAUUUAAACCAUUAAAGAGUUUAAAAAAUGCUCACACGACGUAACCAGGCGCUCUAGACACAAGCCUCCAUAGUGUCUGUGCAUUAGGCUGAAUGUUUUGCCGUCCCUACGUAUUGCGCACGCCCCAGACUACUUUGUGUCAAUGUUUAACAAGGACUCUCUCCUCCUCACCAGUGUCAUGAUCAAAGAUAUGAUCAUGAGCCUCACGUACAAUAUAUUGUUUUGGUCAUUGUGCUGCCACAGAAUGAAUUGUGAGCAAGGCCUCAAAAAAGCUUUAUAUAUCAGAGCUGCGAGAAAACUUCUAUAUAUUUUUGAAAUAAUGUUGCGAUUGUUUGUGAGAAUGCCAACAGGUGUGGUUCCGUGGAGUAAAGAUUAUAUUGGGGAAAGGUUCCGGUGGGGGUUGCCAUGGAAGCCAAGAAGGGGAGUGAGGUGUGCGUGUGCGUGUGUGUGCGCGCGUGUGCGUGUGUGUGUGUGUGUGUGUGUGUGUGUGUGUGUGUUCAAACACACAUGCAUGACCGGGAACACCGCAGGUUAAAUAAAACAACCCAAAACCUAAUGAAAAUCAUCUAAAUGUAUUUUAUGUGUUCAGAUGCCCUGUGUGGACAAAGUCAUGAAACCUUAUGACAAUCAGAAUAAAUUAACUACAUUUGUCCGGGAGAAAAUUUCGGACAAAUCGCUCCAAUUCGACCGGAACACAGCAGGAGGGUUACAAUUAUACACCAAAGUUAUACCAAAUUGAAGGUGGAACGGUUGAACGGACUGAAAAAAUAACAACAACCUUACAUUACGAUACAGAAGGGAGGGGAAAUGUAGCUAUAACAUUUGAAUCUACACCCCGGGGAGUGAUGCAGGCUGUGGAGAUUUCCGGUGUACAUUAUUAGUGGAUGGCGUUCCGCUCUCAUCUCGCCACCGUCCUCCGCCAGCCGAAAUAUUUAUCGGAAGGUCGACUCCUGUCCUGGCACCAGAGGAAGAUGACUGAGAGCCAUACCGAAAUGGUUUCUGCCCUUUUACUAGUGGACGACCAGAGGUGUAUCACCUAUUGAUAAGAGCCGGUAGACCACACACCUGUUGGACCUCGCCAGCCCGACCAAAACCUGCCCCCAUAGCCGGGCCUUAUUGGAUCCUCCUGGGCCUCCCCUUCACACAAUCCAAACUGAAUCAAUACGUACGAAGCAGCAGGAUGACUGAGGCGUGGCAGCAGCACGCAGUGGCCCCUCCACCCACCGUGGUGCACAACCUCCCCCCGGGCUCCGACAGCGCCCUGGGCUGUGCCGUGUACGGGAUCGUCCUCCAGCCGGAUGUGGCAUCCCUCCAGCAGCAGCCCCAGCACGGCCAGCAGCAUGCCGUACCCGCCCAGCAGCCUUCCCUACAGGUAGGAGGCGAGGGAGGGCACAAGUGCGGAGCCUGCGGCCAUGACAUAUCCCACCUAGCUAAUCCACACGAGCACCAGUGUAUGGGGACCGGGGAUCGGUCGUUCCAGUGUACCCAAUGUAUGAAGAUCUUCUGCCAGGCCACGGAUCUGUUGGAGCAUCAGUGUGUACAGGUGGAGCAGAAGCCGUUUGUGUGUGGUGUGUGUAAGAUGGGUUUCUCUUUGCUCACCUCGCUGGCACAGCACCACAACGCCCACAACAACGGCAACAACCCCAUGAAGUGUUCCAUCUGUGAGAAGACCUACCGCCCAGGUUCUGGCAACAACACCCCCACCUCCUCCGCCGCCAACCCGUCCACCGGCGAGGCCUCCAGUGGCGGGGCGGCGCUUCGGGGACCGGACAGGCCCUACAAGUGCUCGGUGUGCCACAAGGGCUUUCGGCAUCUGUCUGAGCUGUCGCGACACGAGCGGGUGCACACGGGAGAAAAGCCUUACAAGUGUGACACCUGUGACAAGAGCUUCAGCCAGUCCUCUCACCUGGCCCACCACCAGCGCACCCACAGCUCAGAGCGGCCCUACAAGUGUGCCGUGUGUGAAAAGUGCUUCAAGCACCGCUCACACCUGGUGCGCCACAUGUACGCCCACUCCGGCGAGCACCUGUUCAAGUGCAAUCUGUGCGAGAUGCACUUCAAGGAGUCGUCGGAGCUGCUGCACCACCAGUGCCAGCCCACAGUGACGUUGGACAGGCCGUUCCGCUGCGGCUCGUGCGGGAAGGGCUUCAAGCGGCCUUCGGAUCUGCGGCAGCACGAACGCACGCACUCCGAGGAACGCCCGUUCCAGUGCGAGGAGUGCCAGAUGAGCUUCAAGCAGCAGUACGCCCUCGUUCGUCACCGCCGCACUCACAAGAACCCGGCCGACCGGCCUUUUAAGUGUAACCUAUGCGACAAGGGUUUCCUGCAGCCCUCCCACCUGCUGUACCACCAGCACGUCCAUGGCAUGGAGAGCCUGUUCAAGUGUGCUUCCUGCCAGAAAGGCUUCAGCCAAUCCGGUGAACUGCUCCGGCACAAAUGCACCGGCUCGGGUCGGCGUCUGCCCUACAAGUGCGACGUGUGCGGCAAAGGUUACAAGAAGAAGUCGACGCUCCAGCGCCACCAGAACUCCAGCUGUCAGGAGAAGCCGCUGAAGUGCUCCCUGUGCAACCGACGCUUCCUGUCGCCGUCUGAGUUCGUGACGCACCGCUGCGACCCGUCACGGGAGAAGCCCCUGAAGUGCCCCGACUGCGAGAAGCGCUUCAAGUAUUCCUCGGAGCUGCAACGGCACCGUCGCGUCCACACCGGAGAGAAGCCUUACAAGUGCUCCAGCUGCGACAAGAGCUUCAAGCAGAGGGAGCACCUGGUGAAGCACCAGGCGGUGCACUCGCGGGAAGCCCAGUUUAAGUGCGUGUGGUGCGGGGAGCGUUUUGUGAACCUGGGAGCCCUCCAGGAGCACACGGUCCAGCACACUGCGGAAGGAGGCGGUUAUCCCACAGCCCCGUGUAUACAGUGAGCAGGUCUGCUGCUGUUGAGCGCCUGUACAGUGUGAACACACGCGGUGACAUGGAACGUUGCCCGCCAGGCACGCAGCAACACUCUUCCUGACACCUUAUUUGUAUAUAACCACACAUUCAUUAUUUACAUUUAGUUACACACACACCCCCCACUCCUUUUGCAUAAACAUAAUAAUGGUAUAUACAUAAACAAUGGUAAAACUCUGCUUAAUCCUAACCAUGGAGUUAUUAUGGACACCUUCUUCCUCACACCAAGGUAAUCGUGCCCAUGUUCUGCCCUUCCAACUACCCAUGAUCCCAGAUCAACUGAAAACAGUACAUCAACUACCCAUGAUCCCAGAUCAACUGAAAACAGUACAUCAACUACCCAUGAUCCCAGAUCAACUGAAAACAGUACAUCAACUACCCAUGACCCAGAUCAACUACCCAUGAUCCCAGAUCAACUGAAAACAGUACAUCAACUACCCAUGAUCCCAGAUCAACUGAAAACAGUACAUCAACUACCCAUGACCCAGAUCAACUACCCAUGAUCCCAGAUCAACUGAAAACAGUACAUCAACUACCCAUGACCCAGAUCAACUACCCAUGAUCCCAGAUCAACUGAAAACAGUACAUUAACUACCCAUGAUCCCAGAUUAACUGAAAACAGUACAUCAACUAGCCAUGACCCAGAUCAACUACCCAUGAUCCAGAUCAACUACCCAUGAUCCAGAUCAACUACCCAUGAUCCAGAUCAACUACCCAUGAUCCAGAUCAACUACCCAUGUCCCUGAUCAACUACCCAUGAUCCAGAUCAACUACCCAUGAUCCAGAUCAACUACCCAUGAUCCAGAUCAACUACCCAUGAUCCUGAUCAACUACCCAUGAUCCAGAUCAACUACCCAUGACCCAGAUUAACUGAAAACAGUACAUCAACUACCCAUGAUCCAGAUCAACUACCCAUGAUCCAGAUCAACUACCCAUGAUCCAGAUCAACUACCCAUGAUCCAGAUCAACUACCCAUGAUCCAGAUCAACUACCCAUGAUCCAGAUCAACUACCCAUGACCCAGAUUAACUGAAAACAGUACAUCAACUACCCAUGAUCCAGAUCAACUACCCAUGAUCCAGAUCAACUACCCAUGACCCAGAUUAACUGAAAACAGUACAUCAACUACCCAUGAUCCAGAUCAACUACCCAUGAUCCAGAUCAACUACCCAUGAUCCAGAUCAACUACCCAUGAUCCAGAUCAACUGAAAACAGUACAUCAACUACCCAUGAUCCAGAUCAACUACCCAUGAUCCAGAUCAACUACCCAUGAUCCAGAUCAACUACCCAUGAUCCAGAUCAACUACCCAUGAUCCAGAUCAACUGUGGUCACCUUGUUGGAUGCAGGGUAAAAUGCAACUUGAAAAAGGAAUCUUUCAAUCUGAAAAGGCAUUUUGGAAAUGUAUUCAUGUGUUGUAACAUCAAAUACUUAGAGGAGUUGCUUUUUAAAACAUUUAUGGAAAUGAAAUGUUUAAGGAGAUUAGGGGGUGUCUUAUUCUCUGACUCCUUUAUGCUCAUUUCAUUUCUUUGCUGUGGUUUGGGUUCAAGUUUUGGCCACACUACGUGUUGAACUCCCCCUUAACCCUCUGGUUGGCUGUUAGUAAUGGCCAAUAAACCCCACCCCCUCAUAGACUUAAAUAUACGUUUCUGCAUGAGUAUAUUUAAGCAAUGUGGCCCGAGGGGUUGUGGUAUAUGGCCAAUAUACCACGGCUAAGGGCUGUUCUUAUGCACGAUGCAAUGCAGAGCCCUUAGCUGUGGUAUAUUGGCCAUAUACCACAACCCCCUUGAGGUGCCUUUAUAAACUGGUUAUCAAUGUAAUUAGAGCAGUUAAAAUACAUGUUUUGUUAGACCUGUAGUAUACCACGGCUGUCAGCCAAUCAGCAUUCAGGGCUCGAACCACCCAAUUUAUAAUUGUGAAAUAUGUUUAUAUUUAGCAUCACUGUUGUACUGUAGUAGCUUAGGUUUGCUUAAAAAAAGAAGAAAAAAAAAUGUGACAAGUUAUAUCUUGUGUCCUCUUUGGAAAUCUGUGGUAGAUAAACUGUCUCAUCUUUGUACUAUAAUGAAUAGCAACUACUGUAGUAUGUAUCAAUGGGAAUAUUUCCCCGCAUUCUGGACUACUUUGGCUCCCUAUGUCAUAGAAAUAAACACAUACCAUAUCUCUCCGUCAACGUGGGGCUCCCGAGUGGAACUGCAUCUCAGUGCUAGGAGGUGUCCCUACAGACCCUGGUCCGAUUCCAGGCUGUAUCACAACCGGCCGUGAUUGAGAGUCCCUUAGGGGUGGCGCACAAUUGAUCCAGUGUCGUCCGCGUUUGGCCCGGGGUUAGGCCCGUCAUUGUAAAUAAGAAUUUGUUCUUAACUGACUUGCCCAGUUACAUCAAAUAAAAUGUGCACAGGGAAUGGGCCGACGAUGCUCACAACCUCUGAAUCCUAUACGUACUGUUUGUACAUAAAUAUUACACGCUAACAUAUUAACAAACUUAGUGGUAGAAGUUGUCAAAAUGUGUUGAAGAACUGCUUCUGCUACCUGCUUUUCUACCCAGUUGAGUUGAGAUUGUUUUGUGUUUUUGUAUUUAAGCAAAAAGGGUUGUGGAGGACAUCCUCCGGUCCGGUGGCAUUGUCCUCCGACAGGUGGGAUCACUCCUACGCUACGCUCGUCCCUCAACCCACGGAGCAGACAGUUGGUCGUAAGACAACGGCCCACUGGUUUUUGUUUAAACCAGUAAUGUCUACAUUUGGAUUUCAACCUAGCAGUUAUCGUGUGAUUUAAAAAAAUAAUAAUAAUUUAAAUUUAAAAAACACACAUCAAUCUCUUUAUCAUGAUUUUCAGUUGGACAUGUUGGCCUUGGUUUGUGCCUAGGAGGUCUUCAUGUAAACCCUGCCAAGUUAGGGUCCCAAUUGCACAAAUUGUUCCCUCAGUUGCCCCUGAAAUAGCUGUGAGAGGACUUUUAUGUUAGUAUGUCUAUAUGUUGAGGUGGAGAAGAAGGAAAUAUGCGAUUAUGUAUGCAAGUUUAUACAUAUGUUGUUUUUUUUAUAUUGUUUUAUGAUAGUGUAUUUGGAAGAAGAAAAAAAAGAAACCGUAUGCUCACAAUGUGUAUUUGGUUAUGAGGAUAUGAAACUGAAAGGUUAGCAGUGAGAAUGUCAUGUGGUGGAUUCAUCCUUCAUGGCACCCUAUUCCCUAUGUAGUAUACCAGGGUCUCUGGUCAAAAGUAGUGCAAGCUAUAGGGAGUAGGGUGCAACUUGGGAAGAAGUUUUAUGUUUGACCUGGAU